AGAAAAUGGGCCGCAGUAUGACGGGCAGAACGAGAGACGACGUGGGCUCGCCCAUUGUCAUUGCUACUAGUGUGCUUGGUCUUCUCUACUGGUGCCUAGGUAUCCUGGCGCAUGCUGCAGGAACCCAGUUGCGAUUCCCGUUCCGUGCGAUGUCCGUCGCUUCGCUCGCACGACGCUCGCAAAUCAAAUUAAAAAAUUAACAAAAAUUGUUCACAACAGCACAGGCACAGUGUUGUUUUUCAAUACUGGAAACUAACUGGUUUUUAUCGAUGAACGUGUCGUGCUUGGUUAGAUAUCGAUUGCUUCUGUAGAAGCUGAUGGUAGAAUCAGCUGAUUUACAUAAACCUAUCGGAACUCUGCAAUAAAUUGGUUUAUUUUUGUUUACCUGUCCUUUUAUCAAUGAUAAGAGAAAUGUCCAACCACGAUAUCAAGCUGGAGGUCUGCGUGGACUCCAUACGAUCGGCUUUUGCCGCCGAGGAAGGCGGAGCUUCACGCAUUGAACUGUGUUCGGCAUUGGGCGAAGGUGGCUUGACACCCAGCAUCGGUACCCUAAAAACUAUUAAGGAAACGCUCACAAUGCCCAUUUACUGCAUGCUGAGGCCACGGCGGGGCACCGACUUUGUCUACAGCGACGAGGAGAUGUGCGCCCUGCUCACGGACAUGGACUUGCUGCGGGAAAACGGUGCCGAUGGCUUCGUUUUCGGAUCCCUGAAUCCGGAUCGCAGCAUCAACGUGGAUCAGUGUCGGCACGUUUUGCUGGCGUCCGGUGGUCUGCCAGUGACCUUUCACCGCGCCUUCGACCUCACCGACCAGAAGUCCAUGGACGAGAAUGUCGACAUGUUGCGGGAACUAGGUUUCCGACGUCUGCUGAGCAGCGGAUUCCGACCCACGGCUGCCGAUGGCGUAGAUUGCCUGGCACAGCUGAUAGCCAAACAUCAAAGAGACUUUAUAGUUAUGCCCGGCGCCGGCAUAAAGGUGUCCAACCUGGAGGAGAUCCUCACGGUCAGUCGCUGCCUAGAGUUUCACGCUUCCGCCCUGGACACGGCUGGCGAGGACUACGUGGCGCCCACCACCACGCGAAUGGAGUGUGACGUGACCAUGGGCAAACAGGACGUGGACCCCUACUACGGAACCAACUCCAUCGUGGUGCGAAAGAUGGUUACCAUUGCGAAAGCGAUGAGCUCCCGCUGAAAAUCAUAGUACUUAACCUAUCCCUAAGACUUAAAUUAUUCCUUAACUGUUUGUUUACAUCAUAUAUAACUAGUAUAUACCUUUUACUUAAGUAGUCUUAUCCCUAAAAUUCUAAAUUCUAAAAAAUAAUCCAAAUUUGAUUUGAUUUGAUUGUGCUGAAACAACAUGAUUGUGGAGAUAGUAGAGAAUCCUGCUGCUCUAGAACAUAAUUCUUUUAAUGAUCACUUAAAUAAUGCAGAAAGGGUAUUGCAUAGAAUAGAAGCAUACAAUGUAAAGCUAAAUAAUCAUAUGAGGAGAUUGAAAGAACUGCUGGCCAACAAUAGAAGAUUGAUUUCGGGGCUAUCGUACAAUGAGCACAGCAUUAAAUCUUUAUUGGAAAACAAAGCUCAAGAUAAACAAAUAGAGUAAGCUAAAGAAGGAAAUAUGAACUCGGUUAUAAACUAAUAUAUUUUUAGGCGAAAUUCAAGUAAAAGAAGGUGUCAUCUUCGUAGGACUUGCAAGGCGACCAACAUCAGAGAGGCAUGUUGGACGCAAUGCAAGUCUCACAUGGAGCCUGAAGAGGAAGAGCAAACCCAAGACGUGGUGGAGAUCCAAACGAAAACACAAACAUCUAGAAGCCGUUCCGGAAAAGUAUGUGAACGGCAGAAAGGUGGUAGGGAGCUGAGUUCAUAUUACGAGCUAAGUGAGGAGAUUGGUUUCAAAGGUAGGUUUUUAUCAAUUUCUGAGAUCUCUUUCUUGAAAUCCAAGUAUAUCCCAAGUGAAAUGCAUGCUAAAGCUUGUCGAAAAGAUGGAUUUCAAAACGGCCACAAUUGCCGAAGUGAAAACCAUUCGCAGAAGGGUGUUAAGUGCAAUAUCAAGUCGCCAAAAAAACCUGCAGUGAGCCAGAAGGAGUUUGGUCGCAUCUGAUAUGUAUGUCGAAAAAUCCGUAUUCCUACAAAUAGGCAAAUUGAAUGAAAUAAAUUGAAAACUCUUUUCAAAAUAAUGAC
This is a messenger RNA of Drosophila melanogaster (fruit fly), 2177 nucleotides long. RefSeq lists its product as uncharacterized. The record is from RefSeq and is marked reviewed. The transcript has a single exon. NCBI's taxonomy places the organism in Eukaryota, Metazoa, Arthropoda, Insecta, Diptera, Drosophilidae. The coding region runs from base 400 to 1191 and encodes 263 amino acids.